AGGGUCGGUCAUCUGACAGUUCUUGCACGCGACCUAUAAAGAAGAAGAACUAAAAACAGGGUUAUGUCAGUGAUAUUUUGAAUUUUCAAUCCCUUUAAUCUUAGAUCAUACUGUAUGAUCAUCUAUAAGCCCUUAAUAAAUUAAUAUUGAUGAACCGUAUAAAAUAUACUAGCCCUCUCCUGUUGGACGGCGAAUCUACAGUGGUUGUUGAAAAUAACGUCAGAAUAUAUGAUGGGGAUCAAAAGACAUCAUUUGAAGGUGGAGAACUAAUCAUCACAACACACAGGAUAUUAUGGGGACGUCCAGGUCAAAUAGCCAGAGGACAAACAUGUUUAUCCAUGGCUUUGAACCUGAUCAUAUUCAUAGAAGAGGAAUCACCUAGUACUUUCAGCUUUACUAGAUCUCGAAAAAUCGUUCUCCAUCUAUCUGAAAUAAAUGACACAUCAAAUGGUCCUCAACCUUACAGCAUGUUCAAUUUCAUCAAGCUGUCAUUCCGUGAAGGCUUCACCAAAAACAUAACAAGUAUUCUACAUGACUUGCUUCAAGAUAGACCUUGGGAACCCAAAAUUCAGCAACCCCCUGUUGAAAACAAACCCCAACAACCAUUGAUAAAACCCAGAAUGGGAAUUGUGGGCAUUGAAAGGAGCAUACAAGAAAAACAGAAAGCCACAGAUGCAAGUAUAAACAUGGCUUUCCAGGACUUGGAUAAACUCAUGGAUAUGGCAAAAGACAUGGUAAGGUUAUCUAGAAUGAUAUCUACAAAGAUCAAGGAGAAGCAAGGAGAUAUUACAGAGGAUGAAACAAUAAGGUUCAAAUCCUACCUACUCAGUCUUGGAAUAGAUGACCCUGUUACCAGAGACUCUUAUAAAUCUGACAACCAAUAUUAUCAGAGCCUAGCCAAGCAAAUUUGUGACUUUUUACUGUCACACAUUGAAGAAAUGGGGGGAAUGAUGGCUAUGUCGGACGUUUUUUGCUGGGUUAACAGAUCAAGAAGUUUGGAAUUGUUAUCACCAGAAGAUAUUCUGAAUGCUUGCAAGCUUAUGCAGGCCCUAGAUUUGCCCUUGAAGCUGUUUGAGUUUUCAUCAGGGGUGAAGGUGCUCCAGUUGAGCAGUCUGGAUAGUAGUACAGUGGCAGAAGCAACUGCACAACUGGUUGAUGAAAAAGGGUCUCUGUCUUCUGAAGAGCUAUCUAAAUCUUUAGGAAUUUCACUAACUCUAGCAAAAGAGAGAUUGCUGACAGCUGAGAAGUUUGGAAAAUGCUGUAGGGAUGAUGCAAUAGAGGGGUUGAGAUUCUAUCCAAAUUUAUUUUUGACAAGAGAAGAAUGAAAAGUCAAUGGAUUAAUCUUCUUUAUAUUCUUUUGUAUUUUUUGUAUAUGUAUAUUCGAUUCAGUAAUAUAUUUUAAUAUAUUUAUUUAAAACUUU
Messenger RNA from Phaedon cochleariae (mustard beetle), 1421 nucleotides. Lineage: Eukaryota; Metazoa; Arthropoda; Insecta; Coleoptera; Chrysomelidae. The record is from the annotation of a GenBank genome assembly.